Brachypodium distachyon (stiff brome) is the source of this 2081-nucleotide messenger RNA. Its product is annotated as GTP cyclohydrolase 1. The transcript has 2 exons. Gene Ontology annotation, cellular component: cytoplasm. Lineage: Eukaryota; Viridiplantae; Streptophyta; Magnoliopsida; Poales; Poaceae. The record is from RefSeq and is a predicted model, not a curated record. The coding region runs from base 231 to 1673 and encodes 480 amino acids. Gene Ontology annotation, biological process: tetrahydrobiopterin biosynthetic process; tetrahydrofolate biosynthetic process. Gene Ontology annotation, molecular function: GTP binding; zinc ion binding; GTP cyclohydrolase I activity.
AGUUAAAGGAGAGGGAAAAAUCCAAAGCGCUCACGGUUGGGGGCUCUCUCUCUCGCGAGGCGGAGAGAGGCGGCGGCGCCCGAUCCACACACGGCACAUCUCGAGCCGCGCGGUGCGCAUCCAUCCACUCUCUUCCAUCCCCUCCCCCUCGUGCCGUCUCCACCGCAGUUUCCAUCACUCCGGCCGCCCUAAUAAUAGCCGCUGUAGGCUGCGGGCAAGCACCUGCAGCCAUGGGAGCGCUCGAGGAGGCGCACCUGGCCGCCGCCGCCAUCGUCGCGUGCGGGUGCGAAGACGACGACGAGGAGGAGGAUCUGGCGCAGCUUGAUGAGGCGCUGCCGGGGGACGCCAUGGAGCCGGCAGUGCGCGCGCUGCUGGUGGGGCUCGGCGAGGACGAGCGCCGGGAGGGGCUGCGCAGGACGCCCAAGCGCGUCGCCAAGGCCUUCCGCGACGGCACCCGAGGUUACAGACAGAAAGUAAAAGACAUUGUGCAGGGUGCUCUGUUUCCUGAGGUUGGUGUUGACAAAAGGACUGGUUCUGCUGGAGGAACUGGAGGGCAAGUUGUUGUCCGUGAUAUCGAUCUUUUCUCAUACUGUGAGUUGUGCUUGCUUCCAUUCAGCAUACAGUGCCAUGUUGGGUAUGUGCCCUCUGGUGGAAGGGUUGUUGGGUUAAGCAAGCUUUCGAGAGUAGCGGACGUCUUUGCCAAGAGGUUUCAAAGCCCUCAGAGAUUAGCUAAUGAAGUUUGUGGUGCAUUGCAUGCUAGCAUACAGCCUGCUGGUGUGGCUGUUACUCUGCAGUGCUGGCACAUACCAUUGCCAGAGAACCUGAAAUGCAAGAGUUCUCAGGGUUGGAUUAGAACUUCACAUUCAUCUCGUUCUGGAGUUUUUGAGGGUGAGGACAGCUCUUUUUGGAAUGACUUUGUGGCUCUUCUUAAGCUCAAAGGCAUAGACAUGGAGAUGGACAACCAUUCUUCAUUUCUACCUUGGUGCCCCUUAAGGCCUCAUGAGGUUCUGGUCUGCAAUGGGCACAGCAAGAGGACCACAACCAAUGGUGUAAUUUCACCAAAAUCUGUAUCCACUCCCUCUAAUAUGGUUUCUUCUGUUAGCACAAUGCUCCUGUCUCUUGGAGAGGACCCCCUCAGGAAAGAACUUCUAGGCAGUCCUCAGCGUUACGUGCAAUGGCUGAUGAGGUUCAGAGCAUGUAAUCUCGAUGUGAAGCUGAAUGGUUUUACACUCAACAGUGCAGGUGUAUAUGAGAGACCAGACGAAGAUGCUAGUGAUCAUCGAGCAAUCAGUUCUGAGCUGCAUUUGCCAUUUUGUGCCCAGUGCGAGCACCACCUCCUGCCAUUCUAUGGGGUAGUGCACAUUGGUUACUUUGGCAGUGGGGACGGUGAAGGUGAUCGCUCCCAUUUCCAUGCUCUGGUUCAGUUCUACGGAUGCAAGCUUCAAGUUCAAGAAAGGAUGACAAGACAGAUAGCUGAGGCGGUGUAUUCUGUUUCACAUCGUGGAGCCAUAGUUGUUGUAGAAGCCAAUCACAUUUGCAUGAUAUCAAGGGGAAUUGAGAAAAUCAGGAGUAGUACAGCAACUAUUGCAGUUUUGGGGGAUUUUUUGACCGACUCUUCUGUCAAGGCUUGCUUUCUACAAAAAGUUUUAGAUACUGUUGGUCUGGAAGCAUGAAUCACUUGGAUCAUAUACAAUAUAGAAUCUCAGCCAAAGGAUACAUGAAUCUAAUUCCUAGUCGUCGUUUCAGUCAUUUCAGCAAAGGAGCUUCAAGAAAUUAAAUAUGGUUUCAACCUAUCCAGCCGGUUGCCAAUUUACCAGCCAUUGCUGGUGGGGGUGGCUGGGAUUUUCGUCGCGUGGAAUGUUGUGUUUGUCGGAGAUGUCACCAGAGGCACCGAAACGUUUUUGGUUCUCCUGUGUUGUACCAUUUCAUUUGAACCGGGUCUCAAAAUUUAUAGCUAAUAUAGGUGGUGCGGCUGUGCCGAGCAAUACAAUAUGUUUUUGACUGGUUGUUGUACUCCCUCCGUUCCUAAAUACCUCCGUUCCUAAAUACUUGUUGUGGUAGUAGCAAUUUUGGUUUGAUCA